AUGCUGCCGCGUGUUGGUGAUCAAGAUGCUGUCCCAUCACUCCGCGCUAGCUUCCACCAAGCCCCUCCGAUCGCUGUGUCGACUCCCCUGCGCCAGGGCCGACCACACUCGCGCGCCGCCGGCCCUCUCCUGAGCUCGACCCGGAGCACCGUCGUCCAUCUGCGGAGCAACAUUGGUUCCAAGGACGAGGCCCAGCAGUACCUGUCCCACUUCACCUCCGUUUCCUCCCAGCAGUUCGCCGUUAUCAAGGUCAGUGGUGCGAUUAUCACCAAGCACCUCCAGACCCUGUCCUCGGCCCUCGCUUUCCUGAACCAUGUCGGUCUUUACCCGAUCGUCGUCCACGGUGCUGGUCCGCAGCUCAGUCGCAUGAUGGAAGCCGCCGGUGCUCUGUCGCUGGCGCGCAAGCUCGUCCUGGAGGAGAACAUAAAGUUGGUCGAGGAGCUGGAGCAUAUGGGUGUCCGUGCUCGGCCUAUCGCCGCUGGUGUGUUUUUGGCCGAUUACCUGGACAAGCUCAAGUAUAACCUGGUGGGUAAGAUCAAGGGCGUGAAGAAAAGCCCUAGUGAGUCGGCCAUUGCGGCUUGCUGGCUGCCCAUCCUACUCCCAUGGCCGAGAAUCCCCGAUGGCCAGAUGCUCAGUGUCAAUACCGAUGUGGCUGCUGGUGAGCUAGCCCGCGCUCUGCAACCAUUGAAGAUCGUUUACCUCGCAGAGAAGGGUGAUCUGUUCAAUGGCGAUACCAGCGAGAAUAUCUCCGCCAUCAAUCUCGACGAGGAGUAUUGCCACCUGAUGACUCAAUGGUGGGUCCGUCACGGAACUCGCCUGAAGAUCAAGGAGAGCAAGAAGUUGCUGAGCGACCUACCGCGCUCGUCCAGCGUGGCCAUCAUCCACCCUGCCGAUCUUCUGAAUGGGCUGUUCACCGACUCCAGUGCCGGUACGCGGAUUCGCCGAGGCAACAAGACCGACGUCCAGGCUUCUCUGUCCGUGUUCGGCGAGGGGCUGAAGGAUGAGGUAAUCCGUGACCGUGAGGGUCUCGAUGCUCGUGCCGUUGUUGACAGCUACGCCGAGGAGUUGGAGGAGUGUGACUUCAAGAUCUACUACGAUAACGCCAUGGACGCUCUCGCUGUUGUCCUCCCCCCACCACCUCAGGAGCGCUCUUCGAUGGCCCACCUGGCUGCAUUCACCAUCACCAAAAGGACUUCCCCAAGCUGGCCUGGCGAAAACCUGACCUGGUACUUCCACAAGGCCAAUGGUAGCCUCAGUCGCGACGGUGAGGUUCUAUUCUGGUUUGGUGCCGAGAAUGGCGAUGAGGUCAAGCAGCUUGUCCAGAAAUCCACCCAGCACGGCAGCCGGAUGUUCGGUAACUCCAACCUGGAGCACCGCCUCCACCGAGCUCACGAGGCCGCCAUGAGGGAGCUGUGGGGCCACGCGGGAGAAGGAGCGUGGGGGAUCGGACCAUUCGAAGAUACUGCUGCAAAUGGCUUUGGGUGCGAACUACUGCUGGAGCGCGGAGCCAAUGUCAACGCCGAGGGUGGCGACUACGGAAACACCCUCACAGGCCGCGUGUAA
Penicillium canescens is the source of this 1563-nucleotide messenger RNA. RefSeq names its product Protein arg-6. Lineage: Eukaryota; Fungi; Ascomycota; Eurotiomycetes; Eurotiales; Aspergillaceae. Gene Ontology annotation, biological process: L-arginine biosynthetic process. Gene Ontology annotation, molecular function: N-acetyl-gamma-glutamyl-phosphate reductase (NADP+) activity; arginine binding; L-glutamate N-acetyltransferase activity, acting on acetyl-CoA as donor. Gene Ontology annotation, cellular component: mitochondrial matrix. The record is from RefSeq and is a predicted model, not a curated record. The transcript has 4 exons. Bases 1 to 1563 code for a protein of 520 amino acids.